Molecule: messenger RNA, 1278 nt
Organism: Dichomitus squalens LYAD-421 SS1
Lineage: Eukaryota; Fungi; Basidiomycota; Agaricomycetes; Polyporales; Polyporaceae
Product: sirtuin
Exons: 5
Coding region: 18-1004 (328 amino acids)
Molecular function (GO): NAD+ binding
Source: RefSeq, a predicted model, not a curated record
UGAUAGUGCAUGACACCAUGUCCGAAGUCCCGAACAAAGUGGCUGUCACUCAACCGUCAAAUGACUUGGAUGCAUUCUGCAUCAUCCUAAAAUCCAGCAAAUGCCCCGGUAUUCUCACCGGAGCCGGCCUGAGCGCGGCGUCUGGGAUCACCACCUACCGUGGAACAAACGGGCAGUGGCUCACAACUAAUCCCAUGGAAGUCGCCUCUCUCCAAGCUUUCCAAGACAAUCCCGGCCGUGUCUGGGCUUAUUAUCACCCCAAACGCGAUCAGUGCAUGGAGGCUAAGCCGAACGCUGCACAUUACGCGCUGGCAUCGCUGUCUCUCCCGUCCAUCCGCGCUCAAAUCUUCCCCAAUCUCGUACAGAAAGACAAGCCGCCACUAUACGUUACGCAGAACUUCGACGGGCUAUGUCGGCGAGCACUCGACGAGACGCUGGACAAAGCCUCCUCCCCCGAGGAUCAACUCGAUGCUGACGAGCGCAACGAGGUGCAUGCACGUCUCGUCGAGAUGCACGGGUCGUGCUAUCGCUUUACGUGUACGCAGUGCAAGUGCGUGAAGACGACCGCGGAGACGCCUUUGGCACCCAUCUUCAACGAUCAGGCUGUGAUCGAAAGGGCAAAGAAUGGCGAGGAGCUCAUCGCCGUGGAGCAACUUCCACGAUGCGGGGGGCCGGAAUGGUCGGGGUCGAACAGGUACGGGCGUUGUGGCGGGCUGCUUCGCCCCGGUAUUGUGUGGUUCGGGGAGAUACCCGAGGGCCAGGGCGAGAUUACGCGCAUUCUCACGAAAGUGGACGUGCUCCUUGUUGUCGGGACAAGCUCUCUUGUCCACCCCGCAGCGACAUACGCCACGACCGUCAAAAAGAACGGCGGCACGGUCGCCGUGUUCAACUUGGCGCCUUCGCAAGGCGAUGACAAAGCGGAUUUCGUCUUCUACGGUCCCUGUGAAGAGACGGUCCCGGCAUUAUUGGAGCGUGCCAGACAAACGGUUGUUGGCACGGAAUGAUUGUGUCGUAUAUGUAUGUCGGGUUUGCUGGCUAUAUGCGUCAUCUACAGCUCAUCAGUAACAUAUCAGCUCAAGCACUAUAGAUAUGAAUAGAAACCUUGUCAAUUGCUGUCCUAGUGUAAGACCCACUCCUCGUCCUGGUCUUACUCGGCACACUUCACAUAUUACGUACGCAUACACUUAUAUAGCCGACGACCUAUACCGUGCUCUUUAGCUCUGCUCACCACGGUAUAGGUACGUAUUCCCAUAAACAUGUAUCUUAGCUCUGCUCACC